CCCCCACCAAAUGCUGGUUGACCCGUACACCUCGACACGCGACGUCUGAUCCUCCAUUAUCUUGGGAUAUCUUCUUUCGUCCUCAAAAACAUCUCGGCUCGCAGCGCACGCCGACUCUUCCGAAUCGCAUCCUCUCCGUUCCGCUAGCGGUGCGGCGCGUCGUCUGUUUCGAGAUCGCCAAGCCGCCCGGGGCCGUUGCCUUCAGCUACGAGGCUGUGGACGGCGAAGCAGCCAGCUGUCAAGAAUCCAUCGCCCUCCUUCUUCCCUCCCUCCGUCGCCGUCGCCCUCUCUAUGCAUCAUGAAAUACCUUAAGGGCAUACUGCUGCCCGCCCUCCUGGCGCUCGCGCCCUUUGCCACGGCGAGAGACGAACCCACCGUCGAUGUCCAAAAGUUCGACGGCGAGCUCGUCAACAUCUUCUAUUUCGACGAUUCCGAAACCGCCCUCCUCGCCGAAGUACCCACCAGCAAGGUUUACCGCUCCACAGAUGCCGGGAAGUCGUGGGACGCCGUGAAAGAUCUACGGACUGUUGGCAUCAUCAAGAACCCGUUUGACAACCAGGUCGCCGUGGUUCUAGGCGAGACGAAACACUGGAUCACAUACAAUCAGGGCGAGGACUGGACGGAGUUCCACACCCAGUUCGGGCCCUCGCUAUUCGGGCAGCCGUUGAGCUUUAAUGCAAAGGACAGCAAGAAGGUGCUCUAUCAUGAAAUCGAAGACUGCUUUACUGCGCCAUGUCUCGGGAGGACGUACUACACCGAAGACGGCUUCAAGUCGAAACCGAAGGUCUUGCGCGAGGACCGGAAAAUGUGCAUGUGGGCGAAGAGCUCCGAGCGCUUCCUCAUGGACGAGAGCAAGCACGACGAUCGCAUACUGUGUAUAACGCAAGGCAAAUACUCGGAUCGCUCCAAGGACUUCAGGCUGCUCAUAACUGACAACUACUACAAGGAUGAACAUGAACCUGUCAUGUCCUCCGGUCGCACGGUCCAAGGCAUGGCGAACAUGGCGGCCGUGAAAGGCUAUUUUGUCGUCGCUGCGAAAUCUGACCGCUCGAACGAGCUAUCGCUCUACGUAACCGACGAUACCGAGACCUGGCAUCAUGCUGAAUUUGGCGAGGGCAAGAUAGAAGAGGAUGCUUAUACCAUACUCGAGUCCACCAACUACAGCAUCCAGGUUGAUGUCAUGACGUCCAAGUUUGCUCUGAUGGGUUCGCUCUAUACGAGCAAUUCUAACGGGACCUACUUCACCAAGAACGUGGAUCACACCAACCGCAAUGAUCAGGGGUUCGUGGAUUUCGAGAAGAUAUCAAAUAUUCGAGGCAUUGUCAUGGUCAAUGUGGUCGACAAUUACAAGGAGGCCGAGAGUCCAUAUGCCAAGAAGAAGCUCAAGUCGCGAAUCAGCUUCGAUGAUGGACGGUCAUUCGAGCCGCUCAAGGCCAAAGGCGAAGACAAGGAGCUGCACUUACAUUCGGUCACCAACCUUCACAACAGCGGACGCGUCUUCUCUAGCCCUGCGCCCGGUAUCGUUAUGGGAGUGGGGAAUACUGGCGAGUUUCUGGGGAAAUACUCCGAUGGUGACCUAUGGGUCUCCGAUGACGCCGGGCUUACUUGGGAGCUUGCGCUACAAGAGGCGCACAAGUACGAGUUCGGCGACCAAGGAGCGGUUCUUGUGGCCGUAUACGAUGAGGGUGACACCGAGACCAUCAAGUAUUCACUCAAACAUGGUCGAAAGGACACCUGGAAGGAGAUAAAGCUUGACUACAAGAUCCGUGCCCGCGAAUUGACGACUGUCCCAGACUCCACCAGCCUCAAAUUUAUCCUCUAUGGGUCCAGAAGCAAAGAUGGUGGUGGCAGGGAGCACGUCAUUCUUCACCUGGACUUCUCUGGGUUGCACGAGCGCAAAUGCGAAGAGAAGGAUUUCGUCAAAUGGCCUGUGCGAGCAGAUGAGAGCGGACCCAUGUGUGUUAUGGGUCACAAGCAAUUCUUCCGCCGCCGCAAGUGGGAUGCUGAUUGCUUCGUGGAGGAGGACUUCAAGGAUCCUAUGCCAGAAUUCGAACCUUGCGAAUGCGAUGAGGUCAGAGACUACGAAUGCGACUACAACUUCACACCAGACUGGGAGGAUAACGUCAAAAACUGUGUACCCUCGGGCGCCAUAGAACUCCCUGAAGACGCCUGCAAGGGUGACGCCAAGACGUACAUGGGCAGUUCUGGCUGGAGGAAGAUCCCGGGCAACAAAUGUAAAGGCGAGACCAAAAAGGACAAGAAGGUCGAACGCAAGUGCGACGAAGCAUCGACACCACCAUCAUCUAACCAGAUCACCAAGGAAAUAACGAACUUCAAAGGCACCAAAUUCCGGGAAUAUUACUAUCUCGAGCGUCCGACGCAGGAUGACGAACGUUCGAGGGACAAGGACGAGACUGUUGUUAUGCUAACCAGUGAGCGUGAAGCAUACAUUACGCAUGAUCAUGGCAAGCACUGGAAGAAAGCGGUCGACGACGAGAUUGUGGCCAUCUACCCACAUCAGUACAACAACGACUAUGUCUACUUCCUUACCGCGUCGAAAAAGGUCUAUUACUCCAUGGAUCGAGGGUUGAGGGACAGCACCCACUCAUUCGAUGCACCGCAGCCGCCGAACGCACAGUUGCUGCAAUAUUUGCAAUUCCAUCCUGACCACUCCGACUGGAUUAUCUGGAUUGGCGGCGAGCACUGUGAGAGAGUCAGCGAUCGCGAAUGCCACACUAUCGCCUCCAUCUCUCAAAAGAACGGCGUAGAAGGGAGCUGGGAGUCUCUGUUGCCGUACGUAAAGAAAUGCGCAUUCGUGUGGCGCGAGGCAGGCCGACACGUCGAUGAAAAGGAGGUCUUCUGCGAGCAGUACACGAACGAGGAAAUGGGCGCUCCAGUCGAACUAAUCUCCAGCGAAGACUGGUUCAAGACCAAAGACGUCAAGUUCAAGUCGGUCGUUGAGUUUGCUACCAUGUCCGAAUUCAUCAUCGUAGCAACCAAGGGCGACGAUGGAAACUCUCUCAAACUGCAUGCCAGUCUUGAUGCCAAAACUUUCGCCGAGGCCAAAUUCCCACCGAAAUUCCCGGUCGACCACCAAACGGCUUACACCGUGCUGGACAGCUCCACGCACUCGGUCUUCCUUCAUGUAACGGUCAACGCCCGGGAGGGUCAGGAGUACGGCUCCAUCAUCAAGAGUAACAGCAAUGGUACCUCUUACGUGAUGAGCCUCAACGCGGUCAACCGGAACACGGACGGCUACGUCGACUUUGAAAAGAUGCAGGGCAUUGAGGGUGUUGCGCUUGCUAACGUAGUGGCGAACGUGGAAGAGGUCGAUAAAGGCGCUAAAAAGCAGAAGCAAACCCGGAUCACGCACAACGACGGCGCGGACUGGGGCCCUCUCCAAGCUCCCGCGAAAGACUCGGAGGGUAAUCGUUAUUCCUGCGACGUGUCGAACAAGAACGAGUGCUCGCUGCAUCUCCAUGGUUAUACCGAGCGUGCGGAUCCACGUGAGACGUUCUCUUCUCCUACCGCCGUGGGCAUCAUGAUGGGUGUCGGAAAUGUUGGCAAACAGCUCACCACCAUUGGCGAAGCGAGCACUUUCAUCACCACUGACGCAGGCCUCAGCUGGACGGAGAUCAAGAAGGGCACCUACGCAUGGGAAUUCGGUGACCAAGGCUCCGUCAUCGUAAUUGUCCGACGUGGCGAAGAUACCGAUCAUCUGUACUAUUCUCUGGAUACCGGUGAGACGUGGAAGCUCUACAAGUUCUCUCCCCACGCUAUCAGGGUUGACGCCAUCACAACCGUCCCUAGCGACACUUCACUAAACUUCCUCCUCUGGGGCAAGGAUGGCAGGGAGCUGGUGGCCAUCAACGUUGACUUUUCGGGCCUGGACGAAUUCUCAAAGAAGUGCGAAUUGGAUGAGAACAACCCGACCGCAGGCGACUAUGACGUAUGGCGUCCACAACACCCAAUGCAGAACGACCAGCCUGAGUGUCUUUUCGGUCAUGUCGCUGAGUACCACCGCAAGAAGCGCGGUGUCAAAUGCUACAACGGCCAGCGAAUCGAUCAUCUGCACAACAUCGCCCGAAAUUGCACCUGCACCAGGCGGGAUUUUGAAUGUGACUAUAACUUCGAGCGACUACCCGGCGGCGAAUGCAAGAAGAUCCCGGGUCUUGGCCUACCUGAGCCAGACGCGGUCUGCAAGCAAGGCGCGUCAGAGUAUUGGGACAUCACAGGUUACCGCAAGAUUCCCAUCUCGACGUGCCAUGGGGGGCAGGAGAUGGAUCAUACGAGCGCGGUGCACGCAUGCCCGGGACACGAAAAGGAGUUUGAGCGCAAGCACGGCAUCUCUGGCUUUGGCAUCUUCCUGGCGGUUGUCAUACCGUUCAUCGCAGCUGGCGGCAUCGGGUACUACGUCUGGCGCAACUGGGACGGCAAAUUUGGUCGCAUCAGAUUGGGCGAUAGCGCUACCCGGUUUGACAGCGGGAGUCCCUGGAUCAGUUGGCCGGUUGCGGCGAUCUCGGCUGUGGUGGCUGUGGUGGCGGCAGUUCCCAUGCUAAUAGGCAGUCUGUGGAGAACGGUGUCGAACAGGUUUGGUGGGUAUGGCGGACGCACGUACACGAGCCGCAGUUCCUUCGCUAGGGGCAGAGGAGACUAUGCGGUUGUGGAUCCGGAUGAAGGGGAGCUGUUGGGUGAGGACAGUGACGAGGAAGUGUAAGCUAUGUACGAUGCUCCCGUUUUGGGGUACGGAGGAGGGACAAUUUUUAGAUAGAGGCAUGGUGCAUUGGGGAGUUCUUUCUCUCGCUUGUUCUUUGGGAGGAUGCAUAGCGUCACGCAAGCAGAGGAGAUCGGAUCUUGGAUGUCCGGUUCCCUUUGCACUUGGAUUUGUAGAUUGCAACUGGUCCUUGUACAUUCAUUGUAUCAAAUUUAUCUUGUGUCGAUCACAUGGGAUUUUCUUUGUUUCUG
This is a messenger RNA of Trematosphaeria pertusa, 4965 nucleotides long. RefSeq names its product vacuolar protein sorting/targeting protein 10. The transcript has 4 exons. Gene Ontology annotation, cellular component: membrane; Golgi apparatus. The coding region runs from base 299 to 4717 and encodes 1472 amino acids. The record is from RefSeq and is a predicted model, not a curated record. NCBI's taxonomy places the organism in Eukaryota, Fungi, Ascomycota, Dothideomycetes, Pleosporales, Trematosphaeriaceae. Gene Ontology annotation, biological process: protein targeting to vacuole; Golgi to endosome transport; Golgi to vacuole transport. Gene Ontology annotation, molecular function: protein binding.